Messenger RNA from Acanthaster planci (crown-of-thorns starfish), 1879 nucleotides. RefSeq names its product gonad-stimulating substance-like. Lineage: Eukaryota; Metazoa; Echinodermata; Asteroidea; Valvatida; Acanthasteridae. The record is from RefSeq and is a predicted model, not a curated record.
UCGCGACAGAGCCUCACAAGUCCGGUGGAUCCUUGGUACGCGCCUAAAAUACAGAGAGUUGGUAUACGCAAGGGUUUUGACGCUCUUCACUAAACAAACAACUGUUUGACCGCUAGACUGUUCUCAGUAUAACUGUCAUCAGGCACCAUGGCCAACAACCUCCGUCGUCGUUUCCAAGCAACAUGCCUGGUUCUCCUCAUAUUACAAGCAACCAUCAACACGGGAGCCGUCGGUGAAAAGUUCUGCGACAACGACUUCCACUUGGCCGUCUAUCAGACCUGUUCAACCCACAAGCGGGGUGAUGGUGAGCCGGUGCUUAGCCUGAAAGACGUAUUGACAGGGAGCCGCUUGCGAGGUAAUAUCAAACGGAGCUUCGGAUCUACAUUGGAGGACGAAGCCUUUUUCGCGAGCAGACUGGUGAAGAGGUCUGAAUACGACGGCAUUGCCUCUUAUUGUUGCAUACACGGAUGUACACCGAGCGAGUUGGCUGUCGUCUGCUAAACCCACGUGGACAAAUGGACAACUAUCAAAGUUAACAAAAUCCGGCAAGGGCAGGACUUUCUGUCAUAAUUAUCCAGAGGAAUAAUUGGAACAUUGUUUCUGGCUGCUAACAAACUGGAACCAUAAAAACUCGAAUACGUGUACUCAAGUUACUCUUUAAUGUGCUUCUUUGGCACUUUGCAUCGUCGCGCCUAAAUUUAUCAUUUUUUAAGACAGACAAAAGGCUACCUAUAGUGGCAAUGACGUAAGCACCGAGUGGCACCUUGACGGCCUACGCGACUCCUUGCAAUUUGACCGGAUGAAAUUGUAAAAAUGCCAUGCCUUUGAAUAACAAAGCCAGUGUCGAGACGAUAUAUUAAGCAAGCUUAGAUGUUUAUUUAUAGUUAAGGGCAUCCGUAGUUUAUUCUAUAAUUCUUCUUUUUUACUUAGAGAGGGAGGGCCAGUGAGGGGGGAAAGUGGAUAAUUGGUAACAAAAUAUUGUGCUUUCUAUAUAAUAAUUCAAUUUUUUUCUCGGCAAGAAAUUUCAGACAGGAUCGAUGGAAAGUUUCCCUCGAUCAGAGCAAAAAAGGGUCGGUCGGAAAUGGGAACCAUGGAAUUAACUAUACAGACCCCUUAAUGGCGAGCAUGGUCCGUUUCUUAGUUCGUAAGGCAGUGGGUACAUUAUCUCCGUUGAGCAGGUCUACUUUGACUUCUCUCGAAAGCUUUCAGCAACAACGGUCAAGAACUUUGGUUAUCUUCGAUUCUACAACACAAAGAGUGCAUAAGUUUGACCUAGACGACUACAAUCACUGGUGAGGAGAUAUUGGAAUGAAACAUGCCGAAAUGGUGUGAGGCAUGUAUAAACUUAUCUUUUGUGUGUACUGCACUUCAUAGCACUUUAAGUAGCGGGUAGUUCAAACACGUAAGCCACGAGCUAAGUUCAGCGCGUAUUAAAAGCCAUGUAAUAGUCUCAAUUUUCCUUGAUAUCUUUAUGACAGGAAAGGUAACUGGACCGCAGUUCGGGUCGUUUUUCGCACAAUAUUUACUUUUUGACUGCAUUUGUUCAUUCAAACUUUGUCAAUUUCUGAACGCAGCAAACCGUGACGAGUAAAAUGGGGCCAUUUUCUUAGCUUUCAAACAAAGUAAAUGAUGGUAGAGAACACAAAAUCAUAUUACUUACGAUAAGUUAUAAUAUGAUGUUAAAGCGCUGUCUCAUUUUCAAUGCUAGUCUGGUCUACUGCUUUUUAUUACGCGUCCAAUAAUGCUAUGCUUGUUUGAUUUUAAAGUUUGUACCGUAGCGUUGGAGAGUGCCAAACUGAUCGAAGUAUUUUAAUGGUGGUAUUUUUCUGCAUCUUUUUUUUUUCUUGAAGUAACUAAUAACAACAUUGUUUUAAACUUA